This is a messenger RNA of Nicotiana tabacum (common tobacco), 1509 nucleotides long. The record is from RefSeq and is a predicted model, not a curated record. Lineage: Eukaryota; Viridiplantae; Streptophyta; Magnoliopsida; Solanales; Solanaceae.
AUCUUGACAUCAAGCCUAGCACCCACAAUAUAUUUCUAUAUAUAUCACUAUGAAAGCACUCUUUAUUUGUGUGGUAGCCUGCAUUUCCAAGUAGAACAAACUAUUCUUGAAAGAAUCAUAAAAGCAUAAGAGAUGGCAGCCAUAGUGGAGAUCAUAUCCAAAGAAAUGAUCAAACCAUCAUCUCCAACAACUUGUACCCUUAAAACCCACAAACUAUCACUUCUCGAUCAAAUUUCACCCCCAGUUUUCAUCCCUCUAAUUUUCUUCUACCAAGAUGAACUUGGAAAUAUCAAUCGUUCAAGAAAUAUACAGAUCCUGAAGAAAUCUCUAUCCGAUGCUUUAACGCGAUUCUACCCAUUGGCCGGAAGGUUCAAUGAUAACAAUUUUAUUGAUUGCAAUGAUGCUGGAGCCGAGUUUAUUGAAGCUCAAGUUCAUGGUUACCUUUCACAAGUUAUAGAAACUCCAAAAACGGAAGAAGUAAGAGAAUUUCUCCCAAGAGAAGCAAGUGAGGUAGAGAAUAAUGAUGUUCUUCUAGCAGUCCAAGUUAAUAUAUUUAAUUGUGGAGGAAUUGCCAUUGGUGUGUGCAUGUCUCACAAAGUUGGUGACGGUUCGUCUAUAGUAACGUUCAUCAAUGCAUGGGCAGCCAUUGCUCGGGGAAAUCACACUGGAAUUGCGCAACCUAAUUUUAACAUGUCAAGUAUUUUUCCGCCAUUAGACUUGUCUAAGUCAAGUUUCAAACCAUCUAUCGGGAUAAAGAACGAUAAAUUUCUGUCAAGAAGAUUUGUUUUUAAUAAGGAAAAGCUUGAUGCAAUCAAGAAGUCGGCUUCAGGAUCACAAGUGAAGGAUCCCACUCGCGUGGAAGCUCUCUCGGCCUUUUUAUGGAAGAACUUAAUGAAAGUUUCAAAGUUGAACAGAGACUCUACAAAGAUGUUUGCCGCGGUGCAUGCAGUGAAUAUAAGAUCGCGAAUGAAUCCAACCCUAUCAGACAACUCCUUUGGGAACCUUUGGACAACUGCACCAGCAUUCUUAAGUCCAAAAAGUGAAGAAAUAUUCGGAAUUGAUGAUUUGUUAUACCACUUGAGAAGUGCAAUAAGAAAAUUAACAGUGACUAUACUGAGAUAUUACAAAACGGGGAAGAGUUUUUGAAACAUAUAAGUAAAUUUGCAGAGCUAUUCUCGAAGGAGGAAGUUGAGUUUUAUAAUUUUAGCAGUUGGUGUAGAUUUCCUGUGUAUGAAGUGGAUUUUGGAUGGGGAAAGCCAGUAUGGGUAUGUACUACAACUUUUCCUUUUAAGAAUGUGGUCAUCUUUAUGGGUACAAAAUGUGGGGAGGGAAUAGAGGCAUGGGUUAACAUGCUCGAGGAUGAUGACUUUUUUGAAAUUUCGACAUGAUUAUUUAGCCACUGUUGCACCAAUCAUGAUUUGUCACCGCAUUUUAUUGCUUAUUGUUUUAGAUCAUUAAACUAGGUGUGAAAGAAUAAGGAUAUAAUAAAGUAUGGACUUCCACUGUCUA